Messenger RNA from Juglans regia (Persian walnut), 1082 nucleotides. Its product is annotated as ubiquitin-conjugating enzyme E2 35-like. Gene Ontology annotation, cellular component: nucleus. Bases 278 to 739 code for a protein of 153 amino acids. Lineage: Eukaryota; Viridiplantae; Streptophyta; Magnoliopsida; Fagales; Juglandaceae. Gene Ontology annotation, molecular function: ubiquitin conjugating enzyme activity. Gene Ontology annotation, biological process: protein K63-linked ubiquitination; DNA damage tolerance. The transcript is spliced from 8 exons. The record is from RefSeq and is a predicted model, not a curated record.
CCAGCAUAGCCUAAAUCCACGUCAGUCGGGAUCCAACAGAUUUAAACGGUCAAUAAAGUAUGCAAACAAACAAAUAAUUGCAGUGCCUGCGCUGUAGCAAGCAGUAGGAAGAAGGGUUCGUAGAGGAAAGUAUCAAUAUUUUAAGUCAAACGCCUUCAUUAUACCAUUUCGCAACACCCACCUGCUGCGUUAUAUCUUCCCUGUUCUAUGCGUCAAGCUCUCCCUCUCUCACACACACAGUCUCUCUCUCUCUCUCUCUAAUUUUUCGAAAGGAUCAAUGGCUAACAGUAAUCUACCCCGAAGAAUUAUUAAGGAAACCCAGCGGCUCCUCAGUGAACCAGCUCCUGGAAUAAGUGCCUCUCCUUCUGAGGACAACAUGAGAUAUUUUAAUGUUAUGAUUCUUGGUCCAGCUCAAUCUCCUUACGAAGGUGGAGUUUUCAAGUUAGAAUUGUUUCUAUCUGAAGAGUACCCAAUGGCAGCUCCCAAGGUUCGGUUCCUGACCAAAAUAUAUCAUCCUAAUAUUGAUAAGCUUGGACGGAUAUGCCUUGAUAUUCUUAAAGACAAAUGGAGUCCAGCCCUCCAAAUCCGAACAGUAUUGCUGAGCAUCCAAGCUCUUUUAAGUGCUCCAAACCCUGAUGAUCCCCUUUCCGAGAACAUUGCAAAGCAUUGGAAGACAAAUGAAACUGAAGCUGUUGAGACAGCGAAGGAAUGGACUCGUUUAUAUGCAACCGGAGCUUGAUUUUGCUUGGAAGAUCAAUUUCUAAGUGUAUGUUAAAACUAUAACAUGAAGGAUAUGACUUGUGAAUUGAUCUAUGAUUGUAGAAAACUUCAAAGAAGCCAUCUUCAGGAUAAAGGAAAGAUGAAUAUUGUGAAGCAGGUCAUCAUCUGAUGGUCAUCUUAAUAAAACUACAUAGGACUUGAGGAAAAAAGAAAAAAGAAGAAAAGGGCUUCACGGUUGCAUGAUUAUAUUGAAGUUUGAUAUCAAUUUUCUGCUUAUGACGUUCUUAAUAUGGAACGUUUUGAUCAACCCAAUUAUUCAAAAUUUUUAUGGGUGCUGCAUAUGAGAUAUGAAUAGUUUUGGC